Molecule: messenger RNA, 273 nt
Organism: Aspergillus calidoustus
Lineage: Eukaryota; Fungi; Ascomycota; Eurotiomycetes; Eurotiales; Aspergillaceae
Source: the annotation of a GenBank genome assembly
AUGCCUACCUAUGAGCUCCGAUCUGGUGGGGAUGCAAGAAACAAGAAGCAGAGUGUGGCCGAUCUCAAGUAUCGCCGGUUGACAGAGCUCAAUGCUCGGCUGAAGGAGGAUCUCGACCGGCCCCGAGUCAAGGUGUCAGAAGCGGCCAUGUCGCUGAUUAAUUACUGCAACAACACCCGUGACUUUAUGGUACCUUCUGUAUGGGGACAGGUUGACAAGCGUGAAGACCCAUACGCCCCUCAGCAACAGGGAGGUUGCUGCACAGUCAUGUAA